CAUUUAUUACUUAUUUAGGAUGUUUCAACUCUUUUUCUCCUUGCGUUUCUCCCAUUCUCCAGCUCCCGUUUGCUGUCUUGACCAUGUCCACUUCUGCUGUCGCUCCUGCUUUCAACCGCCGAGUCGUGGAAAUAGCCAGCAUGCUCUCUCUACAAGCUCCUGGCGCGAACGCUCAUUUUGAUAUGCUGGAGGAGUGGGGGCGUGAUGUUGCACUUUUUUUCACUUGGCUCCAUACCAAAGAACACAAGGAACCAUUCACACUCACAGCAGUCUCCAACCUCCGCACGACUUUCCAAGAUCAAGUGGACACGCACCGACACCUUUCUUGGCUGUCUUGGGGCCGCCUCUGGCUUCCUCUCACUGUCGAGGCUUCAAGAGCAGCACUGCGGGCUCUCAUCGUGGAACUUGAUAUCGAGGAUCCUCUCGCUAGCCACCAGCAGUCACCACCUGCUGUUGCCACUGUGCCCGAACUGUCUAACAACAGCAAAGGUAAAGAUCGGGCUACGCCCCCUGCUGCUGAUCACAGCCCGGAUCCCGCCCCUCCUACCGAUGAGAACGACGAUCCUCAAGACUCGACAGAUUCUGCUAGUUCAGACGACGGGGGAAGAAACAAGGAGAUUCCUGCUCGCACUUCCACACCUCGGGCUAAACGUCCUCGAGAGCCAUCACCGCAAGUCGACGCAAGGCCUUCUAACGACCAAACGCAUUCUUCGCCCGCGAGCCGUUCGUCCAAACGGCCUCGACUGUCGGGUUUCCGCACGCUCAGGCUUUCCCACAAAGGUCGCUCUAGUGGCGAGCUGAUGCAUCACUAUGACUUGCGAGACCCUUGCGAGGUCGCGCAUAAAUGCAAGAGAUGCACAGCAAAGCCCUCAGCGAAGCCCUGCGUCACAAUACUUCGUCAAAAUACACAGACUAGCCAGUAUGUGCUGUCUGAGCGCUGCUUGCGCUGCCUUCUAGAGAAGCGCAGGUGCGAGUGGCCCGCUGGUGCUGUUGUAAAGAACACUGAGCGCCGUGUGCGCGUCAAGUCAGGACAUUCGUUGCUCACCGAGGACUUGUCGGUUGCUCCAAAGGGGCUGGAGUCAGUCUUGGGUCAGUCAAGCGCCUCUGCCCACCAGGUAGUUAGCAAUUUGGCGCAUAGGAACACGGUGAAGGCAACUUCUUCGACUGGGCCUGCACCAGGCCCUUCUUCAGCUACUGCGACAAAGCGGGCGAAACAUACCUCACACAGUCUCCCACAACUGCCGACGUUGAAGGCCGAGGACGACCUCGAUGCCAUUGAUGUCCAUGCUUGCCCAUAUUUCAAGCCUGAGGCAAUCGAUGUCAAAAUACAGUCAUUGACCGUCAUUUGAGUUCGAAAUUUUCGGAAGUCUACCACAACACAACCUGACACAAUCUCGAAAAUCGCUUUCGGGGAUGUCACGAUAGAUAGCUAAUCUACUUCGAACAAAAUUUUGAAGAACAUCAAACGAGAUGUUAUUCCGCAAUGAAAAGUGCAUAAAUCUUGGUGUUAU
Messenger RNA from Suillus clintonianus, 1511 nucleotides. RefSeq lists its product as uncharacterized. The transcript has 5 exons. The coding region runs from base 84 to 1349 and encodes 421 amino acids. NCBI's taxonomy places the organism in Eukaryota, Fungi, Basidiomycota, Agaricomycetes, Boletales, Suillaceae. The record is from RefSeq and is a predicted model, not a curated record.